AUGGAGCGGGACCAAAUCAGACUGAAUUCUGUAAGAAGAAUUGACCCUCAUGUGGCACAGAUUGUGGAUAGUGCCAAUCGAACAGCUUUAUAUUCAUAUGAACUUGAGAAAUCAUGGUCCAAAACUGAUGUAGAAGGCACACUUAUGGUCUACUCGAGAGCUGCACCUCCUCAUCAUAUGGUAACCAUUAUUAACAGGCUAAAUAAAUCAAAUUUCAUUGAACCUCUCACCUCAGCUUGUGACUUACAAGUUAAACCUCCAUAUCUCUUGUUUAGGAACACGAAAGGGCUUAUAUAUGGGAUAUGGUUUUCUGAGGCGGAUGAUGUGCCUCGGAUAGGAAAUGCCAUACAAGAAAACAUGAAAGAUGAUGUAACAGCUGCUCCCCAGCCAGCUGCAUCUGAUAUAAUGGCAGAUCCUGCUGUUGCAGUUGCCGGAGCACCCGGUGGUGAUAUCAUAAGCAUGCUUUCUCGUGCCCAUGGAGAGUUUGAGAGUAAACGACAAGAACCACGCAGUAUGGCCACUGGAGCUACCCAAAUAAAUAAUGAUCUUGUAAAACCUUCCCCACUUAGAGUUCAAGCAGGGGAGCAGAAUACUGUUGCAGACUUUUUUGCCAAGGUAUCGGGAGCACAAGCUGGUGGUACCAUUGGUGGUACCGGUUUACCUUCUCCCUCUAGUACAGGACCUGUAGAUUCUUCAGGAAAUGCAACUUCAGGAACCCACCCAGUAUUGCAAAAAUUAUUCCAGGGUGCAGUUGCAGUUGGAGGCCAAGCUAUGGUACAGCUUCCAGCUGGUGCCAACGUACAGAAUCAGCAGGGAGGAACGAAUCCCAUUCCCAUUCCUGGUUCUGGAGGACAAACUCACCAUCCCUCAACUUUGUCUUCAAGUGUGCCUGGAGCUCCAAUAUCUUUACAAGAACUAGAAGGAAGAUUUAAAGAUAAUUUGAGGAUGUCUAACCAGGCAAAAGAUGAAGAUGCUUCUCAGCUUAAUCCACAUUUAAAGGCUCAACAGUCCCAACCACACCUUUACACCCAGCAGCAGUAUCAGCCAUCAGAACCGUCACUGUUGUCUCCGCAAGUCUUUACUAGUUCUCGAACUUGUGAGCCAUCAUUACAUGAAACUCCCCCAACGGAUAAUGUUGGUCCUCGCAAUUUUCCAGGUUUACUUACCCCUGGUAAUGCUACAACUAUGGACAUGAGACCGUUGAAUGGAUCACAAGAAUCUUUGCAUGAUGGAAUUACUUCAAUUGCAUCACAGAUCACACCCUUAACUCAAGAACAGACUUCGAAGGAUUCGAACCUGAAGAGCUACUGGUGGAGAAUAUUGUCCCUUAGAAAGACCAAGGGCCUGGAAGUGGAUGAAGAUGUUGAUGACCUCGUCGAGAGCACAACGAGGAAAUAA
Messenger RNA from Macrobrachium nipponense, 1398 nucleotides. It is a transcript of the gene DCP1, whose product is annotated as mRNA-decapping enzyme 1A-like. The transcript has 2 exons. Lineage: Eukaryota; Metazoa; Arthropoda; Malacostraca; Decapoda; Palaemonidae. Gene Ontology annotation, biological process: deadenylation-independent decapping of nuclear-transcribed mRNA; deadenylation-dependent decapping of nuclear-transcribed mRNA; positive regulation of catalytic activity. The coding region runs from base 1 to 1398 and encodes 465 amino acids. The record is from RefSeq and is a predicted model, not a curated record. Gene Ontology annotation, molecular function: mRNA binding; enzyme activator activity. Gene Ontology annotation, cellular component: P-body.